Cucurbita pepo subsp. pepo (vegetable marrow) is the source of this 765-nucleotide messenger RNA. NCBI's taxonomy places the organism in Eukaryota, Viridiplantae, Streptophyta, Magnoliopsida, Cucurbitales, Cucurbitaceae. The record is from RefSeq and is a predicted model, not a curated record.
AUGGAGGCCCGACUCCAGCUAAGGAAGGCCGGCACUACGACGAUAGUCGAUGCCACCAAUUACCGCAGCAUUGUUGGGAGCCUGCGCUAUCUGGUUAACCAAGAGCUUUAUGGAGACAACAAUCCAAGAUUGUUCACUUAUUGGACAGCCGACGCAUAUCAAGCAACAGGCUGCUACAAUUUACUCUGUCUAGGCUUCGUUCAAACCAACCGUAGAAUCGCCAUUGGAGCUGCAAUUGCUCCAACUUCCUCCUACAAUGGAUCCGAAGAAUGGGAAUUGGUGGUUGGAAUUCGGGUCGAGUGUGAUGGUCGAGUACUGGCCGGCGUUUUUGUUCACUCACCUUCAAAGCCACGCAACGACGAUACAGUUUGCCGGAGAGGUANAAAGGAUCCGAAGAAUGGGAAUUGGUGGUUGGAAUUCGGGUCGAGUGUGAUGGUCGAGUACUGGCCGGCGUUUUUGUUCACUCACCUUCAAAGCCACGCAACGACGAUACAGUUUGCCGGAGAGGUAGUGAAUUCGAGGGCGUGGGGAUUUCACACGGCGACAGAAAUGGGGAGUGGGCAUUUCGCAGGCGAAGGAUUCCAAAAAGCUUCUUAUUUUCGAAAUCUGAAGGUUAUGAAUUGGGAUAAUAGUUUGAUUCCAUUGUCCAAUUUGAAGGUUUUGGCAGAUCAUCCAAAUUGCUAUAAUAUUCGACCUCGGAUUAAUAGAGUUUGGGAAAAUUAUUUUUACUAUAGAGGGUGGGGAAGAAAUGUGAAGUGCCCUUAA